Molecule: messenger RNA, 689 nt
Organism: Rhodamnia argentea
Lineage: Eukaryota; Viridiplantae; Streptophyta; Magnoliopsida; Myrtales; Myrtaceae
Exons: 2
Coding region: 227-685 (152 amino acids)
Source: RefSeq, a predicted model, not a curated record
AUGCAAUUACCCGAGGGGAUUCGACAUGUCAAGACUCUGCAAUCUCUCGAGAUUCGUCAAUAUUGGGGAUCGAGUUUGCCGGAAUGGAUUGGAAAUCUCUCUUUGCUCGAAAAGCUUGUAUUAUCUGACUGUGAAAAAUUGGAGCAUUUGCCAAUUGAGAUGUGCAAGCUCACACGCUUGAAGGAAUUGAGAAUCAUUCGUUGUCCCAUUCUGGAAAAGAAUCGCCAUGAGGAAUGGCCACGGCUUGCCCACAUUCCAGUCAUUUUUUGGGAGGAUUAAGUGGAUGAAUCCGACUAUUACCAUAGAAGUGCACAUUUAUCGAAAGAAGAAAGCGUCUCUCCAGUUCGCCACCGACGUCGUGUUCGAGUCGAAAUUGCUGUUGUACAUAACCUUCCUCGUCAUGUUGCGCAUGUGGAACACCUUCUUUGCCUCGUCAUCUUGCUCGUGGAACCUCCUCAAUCCCUCCUUCAUCUCCGUCACGGCUGCCGGAACUCCGAGAUUCACCACCCGGAAGAACCCCAACAUCUCCGACGCGCGUCACAUCCUCUCGAUCGCCUCCUUCCUCUUGGUCGGGUUGCGGUUGAUUUCGCCGAGGUCGAUGAUUGGGACGCCGAGAUUCUCGGAGCCGCUGCUUGAUUCGGAGCUAUCUUCGGAUGUCUCUUGUGGUCGGAUGAAGAAAUUCUAGGGAU